GAACUGCUGAGCUCCGUCAUGCCCGUUGAGAAGGAAAGUGCGUCGGACAUUGAAAGAGGUAUCCUACCAAUAGGUCACCAUCUGGCGUUCUUCAACCCUAAUGUUCCCAAGCGAGAGCUGCUCCCAGACGGCACCGAUGCGCUGCACAGUCCCGGCGAACCGUUCAUGACUCGUUUGUGGGUGAGCGGGAGUCUUCAUCUCAAUCCGGAGAGGUAUUUUCAUGGUGAUAGCGCCUGGAAGGUGGGCGUGGGUAGGGAAUUCGAGUGCCUGGAGAGGAUCACAGAUGUACAUCUGGGCGGCAUUCCCGGUAACGAGACCAUUGCUGUCACCAUUGAACGUCUAUUUUCACGAGCCAGAAAAGCAAAUGCAAAUCAAGUCGAAGAGCUUGCGGGAGAGGCUCAGAGAUUGCCCGGAAGGGAGGAGGAUGAGGAUGUGCCCCCACCCCCCAACCGGUUGUCGCUCAUGGAGGUGCGCAAACUGCUAUUCCGCAAGAACACGGGAAAGACAGGACAGAUUAAACAUGCUAACCACCUAAAAGCCCCCAAGGAGGCCCAAUUCUAUCACUCCCUCGUCCCUACCAAGGAACUCCUCACCCAGUUCUCACGCCUGACGCUGAACCAUCACCGCAUACACACCGAUGAACAAUACACCCGCGAAACGGAGGGUCACCGAAACCUGCUCGUGCAUGGUCCUUUAACCCUCGCCCUGAUGCUCCGGCUGGCGACAAAACGUCUCCGCACAUUGCCCGGACCACCCCGAGCAAUCACGUCCAUCGAGUACGGCAAUCUUGCUCCCCUCUAUUGCGACGAGCGACUGCGCGUGUGCGGACGCACAAGGGAAGAACCUCAGGGACGUGGAGAGGGUAGGUUUGACGUCUGGAUAGAGGGUCCAGCGGGCGGCAUGGCAGUCAAGGGACGUGUGACCGUUGCACCCAUU
Molecule: messenger RNA, 936 nt
Organism: Westerdykella ornata
Lineage: Eukaryota; Fungi; Ascomycota; Dothideomycetes; Pleosporales; Sporormiaceae
Product: Thioesterase/thiol ester dehydrase-isomerase
Exons: 2
Cellular component (GO): mitochondrion
Molecular function (GO): (3R)-hydroxyacyl-[acyl-carrier-protein] dehydratase activity
Source: RefSeq, a predicted model, not a curated record